AUGGUGCCGCGGGAGCGGUAUGGUGCGCCCUCCGGCGGCGGCGUGGAGGCGGACUUUGUCGUGCUGCGGCGCAAGCGGUGCGGCGACGAGAGCAUCCCGCCGUCGGGAGCCUUUUCUACCCCGCCGAAGGGGGCCUUCGGGCGGUCUCCCUCAGCAAAGCAGGAGGCCAAAAGAAGACCGGAAUGCGAAAGGAAAUACGAAUGGCCUGAAAAUUUUGCUCGAUCCCAUCAUAUUGCAACUGAAGCCCGGUUGCUAGCUGAAGCCCGUUACCAGCUGAAGCCCGGUUACCAGCUGGAGCCCGGUUACCAGCUGAAGCCCGGUUACCAGCUGGAGGCCGGUUACCAGCUGGAGGCCAGUUACCAGCUGAAGCCCGGUUACCAGCUGAAGCCCGGUUACCAGCUGAAGCCCGAUUACCAGUUGGAGGCCAGUUACCAGCUGAAGCCCGGUUACCAACUGAAGCCCGGUUACCAGCUGGAGGCCGGUUACCAACUGAAGCCCGGUUACCAGCUGGAGGCCGGUUACCAGCUGAAUCCCGGUUACCAGCUGAAGCCCGGUUACCAGCUGAAUCCCGGUUACCAGCUGAAGCCCGGUUACCAGCUGAAGCCCGGUUACCAGCUGAAUCCCGGUUACCAGCUGAAGCCAGGUUACCAGCUGAAUCCCGGUUACCAGCUGAAGCCAGGUUACCAGCUGAAUCUCGGUUACCAGCUGAAGCCCGGUUACCAGCUGAAGCCCGAUUACCAGUUGGAGGCCAGUUACCAGCUGAAGCCCGGUUACCAACUGAAGCCCGGUUACCAGCUGGAGGCCGGUUACCAGCUGAAUCCCGGUUACCAGCUGAAGCCCGGUUACCAGCUGUAUCCCGGUUACCAGCUGAAGCCCGGUUACCAGCUGAAUCCCGGUUACCAGCUGAAGCCCGGUUACCAGCUGAAUCCCGGUUACCAGCUGAAGCCAGGUUACCAGCUGAAUCCCGGUUACCAGCUGAAGCCAGGUUACCAGCUGAAUCCCGGUUACCAGUUGAAGCCAGGUUACCAGCUGAAUCCCGGUUACCAGCUGAAGCCCGGUUACCAGCUGAAGCCCGGUUACCAGAUGAAUCCCGGUUACCAGCUGAAUCCCGGUUACCAGCUGAAGCCCGGCUACUCCAAACUCUUUCCUUAA
Messenger RNA from Penaeus chinensis, 1152 nucleotides. RefSeq names its product collagen alpha-1(XXI) chain-like. Lineage: Eukaryota; Metazoa; Arthropoda; Malacostraca; Decapoda; Penaeidae. The record is from RefSeq and is a predicted model, not a curated record. The transcript has 3 exons. Bases 1 to 1152 code for a protein of 383 amino acids.